Molecule: messenger RNA, 3125 nt
Organism: Venturia canescens
Lineage: Eukaryota; Metazoa; Arthropoda; Insecta; Hymenoptera; Ichneumonidae
Product: nucleolar MIF4G domain-containing protein 1
Exons: 8
Coding region: 326-2866 (846 amino acids)
Biological process (GO): ribosomal small subunit biogenesis
Cellular component (GO): nucleolus
Molecular function (GO): protein binding; RNA binding
Source: RefSeq, a predicted model, not a curated record
UGUCGUAUUUUCAUUUCGGUCAACAAAAAAAGAAUUUAAACAUUUGGAACUAGGCUCUGACGUUAGGUUAGGUUCUUGAGUCCUAGUGUUUUUUCGGCCACCACCCUACCCCGGGAUAUAUAAGCAUGUGUCAACAAUUAAUCCAUGUGGUAGCGCAAUUUUAAGGUUAAGUUUGCUUACGAAUCGCAUGUAAGUAACGGAUUUCUCAAUAUUUUUCUCAAAUAUUUAAGCCAGUUUCUAAUGCAAAUUUAUUUAUUUCAAACAAUUAAGUUCUACGACUCUAUGACUGUCGCGUGAAUCAUCUAUUAUCAUUGGAUUUUCAAAUAUGAAAGUCAAAAGAAAACAUGGAAAGAAAAAGCAGCCGGUUCAAAAAACGCGAAAGGAAAUCCGCAAAGAUAAAAGAAAACAAAAGAAAAUCAAUCGAGCAGCUUAUCACGAACAGAAGAAAAAAGUUCCUGGAAAAUUUGUUCUAAAUCCAGAUCGUGCCAAAACUCCGGAUAAGACUGUUAACAAAGUUACGAUUAAAGAUGACAAGGAUGAAUUACAAAAAAAGCUUGACAGAGAGAAAAAGAAAGAAAUUCAAUUGGCAAAACAAAUGGAAAGAAGACGAAAGAAUCAGUUGAAAGAAGCUAAUCAAACAGAGGACAAAAUUAUCAAACAAUUGGAGAAACAACUUAAACUUGACAAACGAAAAAGCAAAACUACACCAAAAUCUUUUGCUGCCGACGGCCUUGACUAUUUGCUUGACUUUUGUAACGAUGAGAAUCGAAAACUUGCGGUUGAAACAGAGAAGCAACUUUUGGGAGGCGAUGCUGAUUCGGACUUUGAUGAAGACUUUGCAAUGAUCACAGGAUCUAAAAGAGAAGAAAGAGACUCUGAUGAAAAUUCAGAUGUUAGCGAAUCAGAGAAUGAUGAUUUCCUAGAUGAGAAUUCAAGCGGUGAAGAAGAUAUCGAAGAGCCUGAACAAAAAAAGUUGAAGAAAUAUGACAACAGUGAAAUUAUAAAUGGCAAAAAAAAGUUGCCAAAAAUGACCGAACAGAUAAAUGACGAAUUGAGUGAAGAAGACGAUGAUUUGGAAGAUAAUUCAUCGAAUUUCAACAGUGAAUGCGACGAAAAUAAUUCUGAUAUUCCCAAAGAUGAGGAAAUUGGUUCAGAAACUGAGGAUAUGAGCGAAUCUGGAAAUUUUUCAAAAUGUCAUAAUGGAAAAAAAACGCAUAUCAAUGAAGACGGCACAUGGGAAGAUAUUUAUGGUAGAAAGCGAGAUAGAGAUGGAAACAUUUUGACCGCAAACGAAAAUAAAUACGUCCCUCCUGCUGCUCGUCUAAAACAGUUGGAAACAAAUUCUAUGCUCAGUGAAAAAUUAUCUCGCUUAAAAAAACAACUAAAAGGCCAUUUAAACAGACUCGCCGAACAUAAUAUGCACACUAUUAUAACCCAAAUCGAAGAUCUCUACAUGUCGAACAGUCGAAACGAUAUGAACGAGAUGAUAUCGAAACUGAUGAUGGAGUCGAUCGUGUCUCCGGUAAUGACACCGGACAGGCUCAUUGCCGAGCAUAUGAUGUUGAUAGCGAUAUUGCACGCGAACGUUGGCACUGAAGUCGGCGCACACUUUUUACUGUCUCUCGUUCGAAAGUUCGACGAAAUGAUUAAAAUUCCACAAGAAGUUGAGAACAAAGAGCUUGAUAACAUCAUCUUAAUGAUUUCCCACUUAUACAAUUUCAAGGUUUAUGGGUCUCAAUUACUCUACCAAAUUUUGAACAUUUUAUCGGAAAAGUUUACAGAAAAAGAGAUAGAAUUAAUUCUACUUAUACUGAAAAGUGUUGGUUUUUUAUUGCGGAAAGAUGAUCCAGUUGCCUUGAAAGAACUCAUUCUUAAGCUGCAGCAAAAAGCUUCAAGCUCCAAGUCCGAAAACUCGCGUAUAAAAUUCAUGCUCGAUGUUGUAUUGGCGAUAAAAAAUAAUAAUAUGAGCAAAAUUCCUCAAUAUGAUCCAACUCACGUUGAACAUUUGAAAAAAAUUAUGAAAACGUUUUUACGCAAGGGAAAUGUGGUAACUCAAUUCAAUAUAUCUUUGGAGGAUUUGUUGCAAGUCGAUGAAAGAGGAAAGUGGUGGAUUGUUGGAUCAGCCUGGACCGGCAACAACGAUCUCACGAAACCACUCAAAUCCACCGACAACAGUGGCAAACCUUUAUUCAGUCAGAAAAUUUUGGACCUUGCUCGUAAACAACGAAUGAAUACGGACACGCGUCGGAAUAUCUUUUGCAUUCUCAUGACUGCUGAGGAUUAUUUAGACGCGUUUGAAAAAUUGCAUCACUUAGGUCUCAAGGAUCAACAAGCCCGGGAAAUUAUUUACGUUAUCAUGGAUUGUUGUCUUCAAGAGAAAAAGUUCAAUCCUUAUUACGCUGUGUUGGCACAAAAAUUCUGUGACUACGACAGAAAAAAUCAGAUGACGUUACAGUACUCGAUUUGGGAUAAACUGAAAGAACUCCAAAAUUACAAUGAAAAACAGUUGAGCAAUUUUGCAAAAUUUUUGACUCAUUUGUUCGUUGAAAAAGGACUUGCUUUGUCCGUUUUAAAGGUCGUCGAGUUCGGGCAAUUGGAUAAACAAACGAUGCGGUUGUUGCGGCAAAUUAUUCUAGGAAUAUUACUUCACGAUACCGAGGAAGCAUGUUUGCACGUUUUCGAGAGAAUAUCGAUAUCACCUCAAUUGAAAACAUUCCGAGAGGGAUUGAGAUUAUUCAUAAAUCAUUUUCUCAUUAAGAAUGCGGAGUUGCGAACAAUAUCGGCGAAAGAGGUAGACAAAUUGAAGAAACGUGGUGAAUUGGUCGACAGAAUAUUGCUUUCCCUAGGUGGAAAAACAGUUUUUUAGUUUCACAACUUCGAACCCACUUCAAGCAACGAGGUAAGUUGCUUCGUCGUUGACCGUGCCCUCUACAGUCGAUUUUUUCGAGUAAACUUUACAAUGAGAUCGAAAAUGACUCUGAGCUUCGUUUUAGCGUAAAAUGUUCUUCGCAUACGUUAAUAAGAUUUCGUUACACACUUUUAUUGGAUUGUUCAUACCAAUCGUAUUGGCCUAUGAAAAACUGUAUUCUUUCACCAUUUACUGAUAUAAAUACGAGAAAGAGCAA